AAGAGAACUGAAUCAUGUAUUACUGAUUAGAUUUUAAAAACACUUUGAUAAGAUAAACAUUUAAGGUAUAAGUGGGAUAUUGCGAAUUUAGUAUGCUUUGUAUCGUCGAACUUAAAAGAUCUUUUGCAUUUUUAGUCAACGAAAAUGGCGGGAUUCACAAGAGUGAUAGUAAACGAAAGCAGUUGGGAGAUUCCAAGCAUUUACGAAAUGGUCAGCCAUCUUGGCCGCGGUUCUUUCGGUCAGGUGGCCAAGGUGAGGCUAAGUGGUAGCCAAAAUUACGUGGCUAUGAAAAAGCUGUCGCAUCCUUUCGAGAAAGAAGAAGACGCCAAGGGAGCUUAUCGCGAAAUCCGUCUGCUGAAGCACAUGAAUCACAGGAACGUCCUUUGUCUGCUGGACGUUUUCCACCCACCUUUGGUGUGUAACGAUUUUCAACAGGUUUAUCUGGUGACCCACCUGAUGGACGAGGACCUAAUAAGUUUCUCGCGUGCAAACAGGAUCUCCGAGUACCAUAUUGGGUAUAUCCUCUACCAAAUACUGCGAGGUCUGAAGUACAUUCACAGCGCCGGCGUAAUCCAUCGUGAUUUGAAGCCUGGUAAUAUAGCAGUAAAUGAAAAUCUGGAGGUCCGCAUACUUGAUUUCGGUUUAUCCCGCCUUUCCGCCAAUAACAUGACGGAGUUAGCGGGUACCCUGUGGUAUCUAGCCCCCGAGCAGCUCUUCCUCUGCAAAAACUACACUAAGGCCGUCGACAUGUGGUCUGUGGGUUGUAUCUUGGCCGAACUCUUAUCGGGUAGUCCCCUUUUUCCUGGUAAAUGCUAUAUGAAACAACUAGACCGCCUGCUUGACAUAAUGGGAACACCGUCAACUGAGUUUAUGAGCCGAAUAACUGAAAGGCAACCUCGGAAAUACUUGGAGAGGAACCCAUAUCGGGAAAGACGUGAUUUCCAGCAGAUGUUUUCGUAUGCCAAUCCCUUGGCUCUGGAUUUGUUGGAGAAAAUGCUCGAAAUGAUACCCGAAAGACGAAUUACAGCCGCGGAGGCCAUGCACCAUCCGUUCCUUAGCGAUUUUAUUGAUCCCCAUCAUCAUGACGAGGACAUCGCACCAAAGUAUGAUCAAAACUUUGAAAACAUGGUACUACCUGUGAAUUGCUAUAAGGAACUUAUUUUCAAUGAAAUUGCCAAUUUCAAACCGCAUCCAUUUUAUGCUGAGGAUCUUAAAAGGGCGUAUAUUCACCACAUGCAAUAAGAACGAUUUUUAAGUUAUGUAUUUUUUUAAAUUAAAAUCAAACACUGAUUACUUUUAUCAUAUAU
This is a messenger RNA of Drosophila rhopaloa, 1307 nucleotides long. Its product is annotated as putative mitogen-activated protein kinase 14C. Gene Ontology annotation, cellular component: cytoplasm; nucleus. The transcript has a single exon. The coding region runs from base 145 to 1242 and encodes 365 amino acids. The record is from RefSeq and is a predicted model, not a curated record. Lineage: Eukaryota; Metazoa; Arthropoda; Insecta; Diptera; Drosophilidae. Gene Ontology annotation, biological process: intracellular signal transduction; protein phosphorylation. Gene Ontology annotation, molecular function: ATP binding; protein serine/threonine kinase activity.